Molecule: messenger RNA, 2093 nt
Organism: Anguilla anguilla (European eel)
Lineage: Eukaryota; Metazoa; Chordata; Actinopteri; Anguilliformes; Anguillidae
Gene: rgs7bpa
Product: regulator of G protein signaling 7 binding protein a
Exons: 6
Coding region: 730-1485 (251 amino acids)
Biological process (GO): G protein-coupled receptor signaling pathway
Cellular component (GO): neuron projection; postsynapse; nucleus
Source: RefSeq, a predicted model, not a curated record
UAAGCUCUCGUGGGUCCGUUUCAUGGGCCGUAUUAGUAUUCCUGUCCUAUGAGUGUGCAGUGUUGCUAGCCACGUCAGACAGCCAGCUACCGAGCGUCUCCUACCAAGGUUAGAUGUAUUCUCAGAAGAAGACCUUGGAAGCGAGAUCGGGAUUAUCAAUGGCAACCAUUAAUAGCUUUUGUUUCCCCGUUUGGCUAUCUCUUUACAUGUUCUGUCGAAAUUAGUGUUGUUUGCACUAGUGGCACAGGCGCCGUUUGAUGCUGUUGGGGGGAUGAUGUGAUGUUGCCGUAGAGGUGUUCGCAAAACCAAGAAACAUCAUCGCCUGCUUGCAGUGCUUCAUGGAAACUCGUAACUGCAAGAAAUGGUCGCAUCUGACUUCCUGUGAAUCCGCCUCAGAGGUAGAAGAAGCGGCGGUGCGCGAGGGGGACAUUUCAGCCGGAGUCGGUCCACUGCUGGGGUGAAGGUGACUUGCCUUGCAGUCGAAGCUAUGCGGAAAGGAGUCGCGAGCACUCAUCCGGCACUCCUGCGCGCUAAAGGUUGCCUGCGAAAUUAUCUGUUUCAGCAGUAGGAGCCACUGGGUCGCUGUCGGUGCCUCUGCCUGGCCAGAUACAGAGAACAAACGAUCUAUCAAAUAAAUUUUUAAAGAAAACGUAGUUAAACUGAAGAAAAGGGAGAAGAAAUACAUAACCAUUCCCCAACGGUUUAGGUUUUGUCAGUGGAUGUGUAUGCAUGAGUUCUGCACCGAAUGGGCGCAAGAACCGCCCCAGAUCCGCCGGGAACAUUUUUCAAAUCGGCAAGCCCCCUACAAGGGACCCCGAGCGCAGGGAGAGUACAGAGAGCAGCCGAAAAGCCCAGCGUGCCGUGGACGACUGCAGGAUGAUUGUCCAGGAGUUCAAUACACUUGUGGCCCUGUAUCGUGAGCUGGUCAUUUCUAUUGGGGAGAUAUCGGUCGAUUGCCCUUCCCUACGAGCAGAGAUGCACAAGACGCGAACCAAAGGCUGCGACAUGGCUCGAGCCGCGCAUCAGAAUCUCUCCGUAAUUUCGGGGCCGGAGGACGGUGAGAUUCACCCGGAGAUCUGCAGGCUCUUCAUCCAGCUGCAGUGCUGCCUGGAGAUGUACAUCACCGAGAUGCUGAAGUCCGUCUGCCUGCUGGGCUCCCUACAGCUGCACAGGAAAGGGAAGGACUUGAACCCGGCUCUGAGGGUCGACUGCAGGGUGGACGAGAGCUCGGACAUUCCCAUCCUGGAGGACACUUCGUCCUCGCCCGUGGAAUCCCUGCAGUAUGGCUGGCUCGUUUCCACCGACAUCGAGAACACCGAAAGGGACAUGAGAGACAUGAAGAACCUUCUUAGCAAACUCAGGGAGACUAUGCCUUUACCACUGAAGAACCAAGAUGACAGCAGCCUGCUGAAUCUCACUCCCUACCCACUGGUGCGGCAGAGGAAGAGGCGUUUCUACGGACUCUGCUGCCUGGUGUCCAGUUAAGAGCCGGCCCAAGCUCCGCCCCCAACUAUGCCCCAAACUCCGCCCCCUGCUCCUGCUGCCAGCCCUGGGGGAAACAGCACUUCGGACACUGCGUCAGUCAACAUUACCCAUAAUCCCUGACCACUGGUGUCUCCCGCCACCAUUAUGAAAAACUAAUAUCUGUCGAUACACGGUAAAAUAUCACAUUGAAAAUUUAAUUAAUAAAAAAUGACUCACUUAAUAUAAUUGGUGAUUUAGCAGAAACUCUAUCAGUUGUUGCCAACUGUGCAUGCAAAAAUGAUCUGCAUAUAUUAAGAUUUAAAAUAUUUGAGAGUGUCAUUUUAAAAUGUUUUACGGUAUGUCUGGAAUUCCAUUUAUGAAAGUGGCAAAAACUGAUAUGGCUUACUUUCAAUAUAUGCAGUACAUUGUGCACUGCACAAAAUGACAUUUAAAAAGGUGUAUUUUAACGUGUGUUAACAUGAUAUUUCUUUUUCCUAAGGGCAACCUGUUACUGCCAUUUCCGAUGUAGUUCUUUUUUUGUUGAAAAGGCUGCCCAUUUUCUAGUUUUAUUUUGUGAUAUGAAAAUAAUUCUUUAAAAAAAAAACAAGAAAUAAAAGUAACAAAAUCAA